Symbiodinium natans is the source of this 1713-nucleotide messenger RNA. The record is from the annotation of a GenBank genome assembly. Lineage: Eukaryota; Dinophyceae; Suessiales; Symbiodiniaceae.
AUGAGGAAGGCUGUUAGGUAUGGAAGGCGCUUGCUGGUCCACACGGCAGUGGGUGGGGCAUGCGGGGCUGGCUAUCUGCUUUACAGGCGGCAGUCAGAUGUAGAGGAGCUUUGGCAAGGCCAGGAAAAGCACACUGCGGCCCUGCUGCGACUUACGAGCUCCAACUCGGCAGAAGUGCUUGGCAGAUGUCUUGGCCUGUACGGUGUGGCCGUGGUGCCCGAAAGGGUGCCCCUGCGUCGGGACAUGGGACAAGAGGUGUGCAAGCCCUUUGCCAACAUCCUUGCUGGCAUCACCUUCCAGGGGCGUUCCUUGCUCACCCCUGCGGGCGGCCUAAACCUGGAUGUCUUCGGGGCGGCUGUUGGUUCUGCCAUCUCGAUGCCUCUGCUCAUUCCCGGAUCCUUCUUGGCGGGGGCUUUGGUAGGCGAAUCCUCUGGCUAUCUGGUGUCGGUCAUGCAGUCCAUGCAGCAUCCGACACUGAAGGCACUGCUUGAUGCAGCCUGCUCGAGGAUUGGUCAGCACACGCCCUUCUUGCGACGGCGCUUCGACCCGGAGGAGCUCAGCAGAAGCUGGUCGAUGGGAGCAGGGACGCGGGACACGCGGGACACGCGGGACACGCGGGACACGCGGGACACGCGGGACACGCGGGAGGGCAGGGGGAGGGAAAAAGAGGCUCAAGAGGCUCAAGGGGCUGCAGCUGGCUCCACGGACCAGCCUAGCAAUGGGGAGGAUUCUCGCUUUGGCCCCUGGGGGUCGGCUCUGUCGUUGCUUCUCUUUGGCCCUCUGGCUUUCGGAAAGAAGGCCGAGAUCGACGAAAGUUCAUGCGAGCAGAUGCCCAGAGGGCCUGGCGGGUGGCACCAAUGGUGCUUCUACCACAGAGACGAGCUCACUGAAGAGGGGGUCAUGCCAGACGUGGCCAGCUUGAUGCAGGAAGUGUACAGCGCAUCCUGGCACAGCAGCAACGAUUCAACCGACUUGCUGAGCACGGAUGCUACUUGGCGCUUGCCUGACUUAGCUCGCUCCUUAGUACUCACCUGUGUCCGGCAGUGUUUCGAUGCAUCCUGCAACUUGUCGGCCUUGACAGCAGCCAUCAUGCGCUCUGUCGAGAAGCUGUGGCUGCCUCUUCUUGUCCACUCGCAAACCGCCGCGGAGAGCAGCGUGGGAGGUGGGAGUGCAGACGCUUCCCCAGACAGUCCUGACCAUUCUGGGCAGGGUUCGCCCAUGGUGCUCAAGCGUGCGUCGCUGUUGUGGGCAGACUCCGGUGCCGCCUCAACGAUUUGGACAGAGCGGGAAGCGAGCUUUUCAACGGGAUCCGCCGAGGGCAUCUCAGUGGUGCUGCCCUUGGUGGAUCUGACCCCAGGCUUGGCGGAGCUGGAGGUGAUCACAGGCUCCCACAAGAACCUCCAAAGCUGGAACUUGCAAGAGGUCUCACUGGCCCACGUGUCUGUUCUGGCCGGGGACAUCUUGGUACUGGACAACCGAGUUUGGCAACGAUUGAGAAUGCUGAAGCACGGGUCUCGUAAAGCAGUGCUGCUGCAGUACGAGUAUGUCAUCGAGUCUGCAGACAAGCAAGACCUCAAGCCAUUGCACUUCUAUUCUGUGGAUGGAUUCUUCUGGUCUGGAGUGGCUUGGUGCCUUCGCUUCCGGCAAGCUGCCAACGUGAUACAUUCCACAAUAUCAGCAGCAGUUUCGCAAAGUUGUGACAACUUCAAAUGA